AUGUCCACUGCUCCAUCUCUAAGUCAGGGAAUGCAAAACAGUCUUCAUGAAGACCAUGAAGCUUUGAUGUUCCACUCCUACACAUGCGCAUACUACGUCCAAAGCCCUUCCACCAUCUCCCAUGCAAACACCACCAAUGAAGAUCAUCAAUCUGCUAAUUUCCAAUUCCAUUCCCCCAAUCGAUCCUUAACAACCUUUCCCAAUAAGAACCUCGAGGUUUCUAGAUUUAUCCUUUCACGUUACUCAUCCUCUCGUGGAUCAAACAACUCCUUUUUGCAUGAGAAAAAGAUUGUUGGAGCUGAUCAGAAAGGAGGCGUUGACAAUGCAGUUGAUGAUGAUAACGAAGAGGAGGAUGAAGAAGAGGGGUUUUACGAGAAGAAAAGAGGGUGGUGGUGGAGGUAUUGUUCUUUUAGAAGAUCUAAUUCAUGCGCCUGGAUUUCUUUACAGAUAUGUUGGAGGCUUGUGUUGAGCCUGGUAGUUGCAUUGCUUGUCUUCUACAUUGCUACAAAGCCACCAGCUCCUAAGAUUUCUAUUAAGAUGGCAGGAGUUCGUCAAUUCGAACUAGGGGAAGGAAUGGAUGCCUCAGGUGUUACAACCAAGAUUCUCACCUGCAACUGUUCUAUCGACCUACUCAUAGAAAACAAAUCAAAGCUCUUCGGUCUCCACAUCCACCCUCCAAUGAUGGACAUAUCCUUUGGUCGCCUGCCUUUUGCUCUGUCACACGGACCAGAAUUAUAUGCCCAGAGCGCUGGGUCAUCAAUAUUUCAGUUAUACAUUGGAACAAGGAAUAAACCAAUGUAUGGCGCUGGGAGAAACAUGCAGGACUUGCUAGAGUCAGGAAUGGGAUUGCCACUAGUGAUUCGUUUGAAGCUGAGCUCCAAUAUUCGAGUUGUGUGGAACCUUAUCAAGCCAAGGUUCCAUCACCAAGCUGAAUGCUUAUUAGUCCUUGAUAGCAUUUAUGAUGAGAAGCAUCGAACCCAAAAAUAUAAUAGCACCUGCACAAUAUCUUCUUCAUAG
Durio zibethinus is the source of this 1017-nucleotide messenger RNA. RefSeq lists its product as uncharacterized. Lineage: Eukaryota; Viridiplantae; Streptophyta; Magnoliopsida; Malvales; Malvaceae. The record is from RefSeq and is a predicted model, not a curated record.